This is a messenger RNA of Pogoniulus pusillus (Red-fronted tinkerbird), 1428 nucleotides long. RefSeq names its product autophagy related 101 (gene ATG101). Lineage: Eukaryota; Metazoa; Chordata; Aves; Piciformes; Lybiidae. The coding region runs from base 389 to 1045 and encodes 218 amino acids. The record is from RefSeq and is a predicted model, not a curated record. Gene Ontology annotation, biological process: autophagosome assembly; autophagy. The transcript has 3 exons. Gene Ontology annotation, cellular component: phagophore assembly site.
UCGGUCGUGGCAGCCUGCUGGCCAUAAACAGCGUCAGAGGAAUAAUGCCCAGGGGCGUGGAUUGAGGAACACGGCUGCUGCCGUGGGAGAAGCCGCGGUUGCUGUAGGUGCUGAGUCCCCAUGCCCCCGUGAGCAGAUGGACUGCUCCAGCUGCCUCCCCCCCCCGCGGUCACACGGUCGGGCCCGGGCGGUGGGUGCGGGCCGGGGGCGCGGCUGGGGCUGAGUGGGGCAGGGGACGAGGGAAGCCGGUACCGGUACCGGCACCGCGACGGGGAGCGGAGCCGAACGUCGGGAGAGGAGAACCGAAACGCCGGAGCGAAGGGGCCGGAACAACGGGAGAGGGACCUGCGGACCUGCCGCUGCGCUCCUCCCGGGGGCAGCCCUCGCCAUGAACUGCCGAGCAGAGGUGCUGGAGGUGUCGGUGGAGGGCCGGCAGGUGGAGGAGGCCAUGCUGGCCGUGCUGCACACCGUCCUGCUGCACCGCAGCACCGGCAAGUUCCACUACAAGAAGGAGGGCACCUACUCCAUUGGCACCGUGGGCACCCAGGACGUGGACUGCGACUUCAUCGACUUCGCCUACGUCCGCGUCUCCUCCGAGGAGCUGGACCGAGCCCUCCGCAAGGCUGUUGGGGAGUUCAAGGACGCUCUGCGCGGCUCAGGCAGCGACGGCAUGGGGCAGAUCUCUUUGGAGUUCUACCAGAAGAAGAAGUCUCGUUGGCCCUUCUCGGAUGAGUGCAUCCCCUGGGAGCUGUGGACCGUCAAAGUGAACGUGGUGAACUUGGCCAACGAGCAGGAGAGGCAGAUCUGCCGCGAGAAGGUGGGCGAGAAGCUCUGCGAGAAGAUCAUCAACAUCGUGGAGGUGAUGAACCGCCACGAGUACCUGCCCAAGAUGCCCACCCAGUCCGAGGUGGACAACGUCUUUGACACCAGCCUGAAGGAUGUGCAACCCUACCUCUACAAGAUCUCCUACCAGAUCACAGACUCCCUGGGCACCUCGGUCACCACCACCAUGCGCCGGCUCAUCAAGGACACGCUGGCGCUGUAGAGCCGGCUGCUGAGCCGGGCAGGCUGGCACCUCUCUGGCAUAGCUUUUGGCUCUUUGGGGCAGUGGCUUUGUUUGGAUCUUUUCCCUCUCCGCCUCCAGAAGGCCUCUGUGAAGAGCUGGACUCAGCCUGGCCUUUAAUUGAGGGUUGAAGCUGGGUUGGGUUGCCCUGUGGGCGCUCAACCGUCCGGGAGAACUGGCUCCAGCCAGUCCUUGAGGUGGGAGCUGUUGGUUGGCACUGGGUUGGCAGCCUGGGAAGCAGUGUGGAAUGGGAAAGGCAUGCAAAGCCUUGGCCCUUGGCACCCCGGCGGUGGCACCCUGGUGCCUGGCACUGAGCUGCUCUGGAGAUGAACUGUGGGGCACGAAUAAAGGAUUUCUCCUCCCUC